Molecule: messenger RNA, 1274 nt
Organism: Scomber japonicus (chub mackerel)
Lineage: Eukaryota; Metazoa; Chordata; Actinopteri; Scombriformes; Scombridae
Gene: ankrd16
Product: ankyrin repeat domain 16
Exons: 7
Coding region: 88-1206 (372 amino acids)
Molecular function (GO): protein binding
Source: RefSeq, a predicted model, not a curated record
UCCAGCAUGUCUCCAGAUUGUUCAGAGUAGUAUUUAGUCACAUUUGGAAGUCCAGCAGCAGUCUUUACCCUCCACCCAGCAUUCAGCAUGGAUCAAAACACUUUAAAACAGUUGGUGAAGCUCACUCAGGAGGGACAGUAUGGCUCUCUGGAGGAGCAGAUUACAUCAGGUGGCUCAGCGGUGGUGGAGACUGUCCGCUGUAAACACUUCGGCCGGUCCGGAGACACCUUACUACACUAUGCAGCCAGACACGGACACCUGGACAUUGUGGAGUAUCUGGUAAGGCGGGUAGGCAUGGAUGUGGAGGUGUACAACAACGACUACAAGAGGCCAUUGCAUGAAGCUGCGUCCAUGAGCCAUCAGAGCUGUGUGAGCUACUUGCUGCAGGAAGGAGCCAAAGUGGACAGUUUGAAGAAGGCUGACUGGACUCCUCUGAUGAUGGCCUGCACUCGGAGGAACCUCGACGUGAUCCAGGAGCUGCUGUCCCAUGGCGCCGACCCGGGGCUGAGAAACAAGGACGGCUGGAACUCCUUCCACAUCGCCUGCAGAGAGGGUGAUCCUGUGGUCAUACAGCACCUGCUUCUCAAUGUGGCUGAAGUCUGGAGGACGGAGAGCACAACGCGCAGGACGCCACUGCACACUGCAGCGAUGCAUGGCUGUGAAGAGGUUGUAAAGAUCUUGCUGGAGAGAUGUGGCUACACCCCAGACACCCGGGACAGCUGUGGAGUCACUCCUUUCAUGGACGCCGUGAGGAACGGACACGUCUCAGUGGCCAGGCUGCUUUUAGAGAAGCACAAGGCUUCUCCAACAGCAGCUGACGUACUCGGGGUUCAGCCGGUGCACCAGGUCGCUGUCACGAGCCAGGACGAGGCGCUGCGGUUCCUGGUGAAGGAGCUCAACAUAGAUGUGAACCAGAGAGCGACUGCCAUCCAGCUCACUGCCCUGCAUUACGCUGCCAAGGAAGGCCACACAUCCACUAUAAAAACACUGCUGGAGUUGGGUGCAGAUCUUCAUGUUCGGGACAAAAAGGGAAGAAGUGCUCUUCACAUGGCUUGCAUCGGGCAGCAUGCAGACGCAGCCAGGACACUCCUACAGCUCGGACUCAAAGACUCAGAAGACACAUCUGGAGUAACAGCACGCCAGCAUGCCAAGAGACCAGACGUAGUGAGAGUGUUUGAGUGUAGCUCACCAGAUAGGAACAGUUAGUAUUCCACAGUGAUACAAAAUAGGUUAUGUAUUAUUUAUUAAAUAGAAGUACGAAGAAUAAUCUGAAA